Messenger RNA from Eimeria tenella, 369 nucleotides. Its product is annotated as Ccaat-box DNA binding protein subunit B, related, related. The transcript is spliced from 2 exons. Gene Ontology annotation, molecular function: chromatin binding. Lineage: Eukaryota; Apicomplexa; Conoidasida; Eucoccidiorida; Eimeriidae. The annotation marks the transcript as partial. Gene Ontology annotation, biological process: mitotic chromosome condensation. The record is from RefSeq and is a predicted model, not a curated record. Gene Ontology annotation, cellular component: condensin complex.
GGUUUCGAUGAGGAAGAGCCCUUGGAAGCAGCAGCAGCAGCAGCAGCAGAAAGAGUUUCUUUUUGCCAUUUGUCUUCCGCCAUUGAAGGCGCCACCAAAGUCUACGGCUACAGAGUCGAAGCUGUUUACGACCAGACCUACCACCUGCUGAAUGGUUUGUCGAGCCUGAAGAACAGCAGCAACGGCGUGGAAGACGACGAGGAGCAGCAGCAGCAGCAGCAGCAGCAAGGCAGCAAACGGAAGCAGCGGCAGCAGCAGCAGCAGCUAGCCCUUUUCUUCAAAGGCGGCAGCAGCACUUUAGCAGACCCUCAAGACAUUCUUAACGAGCAGCAAGACACGGGGGUCCUCAUUGACCCCUUUUUCGUGUAA